Molecule: messenger RNA, 3811 nt
Organism: Galleria mellonella (greater wax moth)
Lineage: Eukaryota; Metazoa; Arthropoda; Insecta; Lepidoptera; Pyralidae
Product: lysosomal-associated transmembrane protein 4A
Exons: 7
Coding region: 167-1135 (322 amino acids)
Cellular component (GO): lysosomal membrane
Source: RefSeq, a predicted model, not a curated record
GAUUUAAAAAUAAAAUAUUAUUUUUUCUUCUAGUAUUUGUGGAUUUUGUAUUGAUAUAAGUUUUGCUUGCAUUCUGAAAUUGAAAAAUAAAUCCUAAAUUUAUUGAUUCUUUUGUGUUUAUUUAUGUUGAAAAAGCUGAGUAAUCCAUUUCAGCAAAAAGUUCACAAUGUUGAGGUUUCCCAAAUUGGGAAGUGAUCGCAGCAGUGAGUGGAGAUGCUGCUUCUGUCUCCAUGUGCGCACUGGCACCAUCUUAUUAGGCACAUGGCAUUUGAUGUUGCAUUUGGUGGCACUAGGAUUCUUGGCAGCCAUUGUGCGCGAUCCACGCCUCCUGGAUGAGCUGGAACGCGAUGCCUCGCCCGUCGCCGAUUGGAGUGAUGUUGGUAGACCAAACAAUGCGCUGCCCACUCCAUUGUCCAAUGUAGAACCACCGCCUAGCUCUUUCCCACAGCAUGCCUACCAACCACGAGACCAUAGUUUGAUAUACCAUGAUGUGGAUGUGGGUGCACUGGUUACAGUGUGUACCCUGACCAUCACCCUCAUGCUGAUAUAUGGAGCGGCGCGCGGCAAGCCCGCGCAUCUUCUACCCUUCUUCUGUCUACAGAUAUUUGACUUUGCUAUCACUGUUUUAACAGCAACUGGAUACCUUUGUUACCUGCGCUCCAUCCACCGUCUGGUGGCUGAAACACGGCGGGUUCCCUGGCGCGACCAGCUGCUCCGGCUGCCAGCGCCUGCGCUCGCUCUCGUCGUACUCUCCGCCUUCCUCAUUGCGGUCCUACUCAAGGGAUACUGUAUUAACGUGGUGUGGCGGUGCUACAAGUACCUGACGAUGCGCGCGCACCGUCUGCAGAGCCUCACACCAUUCGUGAUCACCGGCGAGAGUGCCCUCGCAGCGCCCGCGCCGCCAUACUCGGCCGCACCACCGCCGGCGCCAUACUCCAGCCUGUUGCCGGACUACGAGGAGGCCGUCAAGCAGACGCCGCCACCCUCGUACCGCGCCGCCACGCUUAUGGCCACAGCUGACCCUGCCAUCACCACUCCGGAGACACCACCAAGCGAGCAGCAAGCACCGCAACCUACAUUGGCGACUAGUACAGUGGUGAUGCUGCCCCAACAAGGAUCCCAGGCUCGCGUCUGAAUUACACCUUCAUAAGGGUUAUCUGUAAUUGAAGUGUUUAGGCCAUAAUUAUACCUAAUAUUCACUAAGCUAUUUUUUAUGCCAAAUUAUUAUUGUUCAGUAAUGUGAAUGAACUCGCUUUGCUUCAUUAGAUAAACACGUGAGUAAUUAUCACGCUGUUGUCUCUAAUAAUAUAAUUAUCUGAUAUUUAAGUAAAAUAUAUAUUUAAAAAUUAUGAUAUUCCAGAUAAGUCAUAGAAAUUAUUUUGUUUAUUACCACAAUUCUUAAUAUUAUCAUCGAUAAAAAUAUAACAAACUACUCUGAUAAACUGAUGACCUAUCUAAUGAAAUGUACAUAAUACGUGAUAUGACCUAUGCUUUUUCUUUCUAAUCUAUUAAUUAAAGAAUACUGUUAUUAUAAUAAUGGAAUGAAUGAAUGAAAGCUCUUGAAUUUAUAUAUGUUUACAAAACUUGAAUUAACGGCUAUGAAAUAUUAAAAAUUAACUAACCCACCUUCAUUGGGCUAUUACAAAAAUUUCAACAAAUUGUUUAAGUCGAGUGAUGCACUUACCAACGAACAGCAUUUCAUUUCUACUUAUAUUAAUCAUAUACAUUAUUUCAUUUACCAUUUAAUUAUAAUUUUUCAUUUACAUGUUUUUUAGUUCUUAUUAUAUUCAAAAGUUUAAGAUACUUGCUAUCUUAUAAAAUCAAGUAUUCAUACUAUAUUUUCAUAAAGAAAUUAUGUGAUAAUGUAGUAAUGCUUUUAUUGAAUGAACUUUACUGUAGUUGUUUAUUUGCUAAUCCAUUAUUCCGUUCAUAAAAUUCGAAAAAAUAAACUAAUUGUCUAACUAAUCUGUUCGGCUUGCAUCAGAUAUUUUAAUAUAAAUGUGGUAAUUUUAGUACAUAAUAUUUUAAUGAUAGUUGUUGUAAUUCAUAUCCCUUUUAUAUGUACUUUAAAUAACAUUCAUUAUCAUAGUGCCAUUGUGUUAUGUUUUUAAAUUUUAUUUUUAUAUCAUUAGUUGUAUAUUCCCCUUUAUAAACUUCAUGCCUAUUUGGUCUUCUUAAUAUUAAAUAGUAUAAGAUUUAGUAAGUCCCCCAUUGUUUAGAACAUAAUUCAUUCCAAAAAUCGGAUAAUUACCGCGUGAUUAUUGAUCUUUUAAAGUUAUAAAUAUGUCAAUAGAAAAUUUGUCAAUAUAACAAGAUAAUCAAUCCUGUAAUGGUUCCUUCAAUUGGUUUAAAAGGACCAUUAACUGUGUCUAACAUAAGUAAUAUGCUGAUUAAUAAUAUUAAUUUUAUAUUAUGAUUUAGUUAUUAGUACUGUAUAAUAUUAAUGUUAGACACAGAGUUUAUGAUGUCAAUUCGUACGCUACACAUACCGUCCAUUUAAUUUUGUUUUUAAUAAGAAAAAAAAAAACUUAACAACACUCAUGAAAUGUUUCUAUAGAUUUCAUAUUUGCAAUCAUUAUAGUGACAUAUUGUUGUCAAAAGUACAUUUUCCAACUAACCAGUAUUUCAGGUUUGUUUAUUAAAACCGAAAUUACCUUAUUAUCUAUUCAAAUCCAUAUUCGGAAUUAUAAAAAAAUUAUGAACUAUGCAAUUAAUAAAUUUUUAUUCAUAAUCUCAAUACAAAAGUAAAUGCCAAAUUCAAGGUGCCUUACAUGUGGCGUAAUACUUGGCAACUUUGUUUACAUAUAUUGAAAUAUUUACAUAAAAUACUUGAGAACAUGUAAUAUAUGUAUAGAUAUAGGUAUUGAAUGUAUAAACUAUACAUAGUAUCAUCGCUUCUAUUAUAUUGGUGUAAAGGUAACGACACGGUAAGACCCCGUAAGUAGUUUCACAAUGGCCUAACAAGUAUAUGUUAAAUGUAUAAUUGUAUACAACUGUUAACAUUAAAUGUUUUUGUCAUGAAAAUUCACAUAUUGUUCAUGUGAAUUAUAUGGAUAGCAUUUAUAAGUGAACAGGUGUAAUAUAAUUAAAGGUAGACACUUUAAUAUUUACAACAUGAGAUUACAGAAAAAAAAACAACGACAACACACGUCGCCACAUAAUUUUAUUUCAUGGACUUGCUAGCGGUAAUAAUUUUAUCAAUCAAUUAUACUUUGUAAAAGGAGAGGGCUGCUAAGAAAGGAUAUAUAAAGGUGGCAAGAAAAUAUAGAGGAGGUAGAUGAUGUAUAUCUGCCCAUACAUGUCCACGGGUACGUGUUAGAGUAAUCUUAUUUGCUUUCAACAAUGGACUGCAUUUUUAAUGUUUCAACUUUAAUCAAAACACUUCUUGGGUUUGAAAUAAAAAAUAUUUUUAAAGUGAAACCUUUAACGACCAUGACAAUUUAGCAAAAUGUCUGUAUAUGGUCAUAGUUAUGACCAGUCUUACUGAUUUGUACCAAUGACUUCUAAUUGUAACUAUAUAUGAUGUACUUAUACUUAUCAUUAAUUUCUGAAAUUAACUAUGUAUAAACAAGAAAGAGGUAAUAUUCUUGUAAUAUGUAUUGUUAUUAAUACUACUCGAAGAAUUUUUAAAUAAAGUUUAUGAUUAAAAAAAUUUUAGGGUAUAUUAGUCCUAAUAAUUUUUCUCCUAGCUUACAUAAAAUAUAGAUUCUGUCGAGAAAAUAAAAAAUCGGUGUGUAUAAAAUUAAGUACCUAUCUGUCUAAAUUAUUGAUUAAUAUGUAAGAUAUCGAAAAUAAAUUAUACUACAUAUUA